AUGGCUCCGCAUAAUGACGCAGAGAAGCUCUCCAUUACGGACUUUGUGGUCGAAAAGGUCUUGGAUGAUUCGUCCGAAGCGGACAUGGCAGUUGACACUGGAGGAGAAACCGCAGAUGUGGCGGAUGUCCAUGUUGAGGCCGCCAUCGACCCCGUUACCACGAGCAAUUCCUUUACGACCAGGUCUCCAACAGUUGAUGGCACGGGCGGUCGAUCCAAUGAGCAGACGGAGGUAGACGCCGAGAAACGAAUUGAAGAUGCUGUCGAUGGCCAUACGGAUGCCGCCGUCAACCACUUGACUACAGGUUCAAUCGAAGAAGAACUUUCGGAUGAUGUUUCUGAAGCAAGCACGAUGAUCCUCUCGAACAAUAGGAACGAUGGUGCGAACAAUGUCAACAAGAGCCAAGAUCGCACUCGAAAUAAGGAAAACAAAGAACCGCGUCUUCUGCUAAGCCUACCUGACGAAAUUCUCCUCAACAUCUUUGGCAAAGCAGUUGGAGCGGGAGGAAAUGUGCUCAUUCAAGGUACAAAAGGCGACGACAUCACGAACACCCCUAACCAUUUCGUCAUUGCCGACCAUUCCUUUGGUGGAACAUAUAUCACCAACUACAUGGCGCUCCGCCUCACCAAAAAGAAGGUCAGGGACCUCUCAGACGAAGCCUUCUGGCGGAAGAAUGACUUCGAAUUCCACGACGGCGGCGCGGUGUCCUCUUUCUUCGACCGAAUGCAACCCGGUCCCGAGUUCCUUGGCGGCAUCCGAAACAUAACACUCAACGUCAUGGAUAGAUGCUCGCAUUAUUUCUUGCAUUAUCUCGAGUUCGCUCCCAAUCUGCGCCGUCUCACAAUCCAUGGUUCUUCUUAUGUGUACGAGGCAGGAAAUGCGCAAGACGAGUUUGAGAGACAGUGCCGGAGAAAGUUCCAUAAAUACGUGCAGGAUCAUGUAAAGGAUUUAUUCAUGCCACUUCGCGAAGCCCGCGGGAAAGGUCGAUUUGAGAUUGUCUUCGAUGCGCUGUGCAAGGGCCGCAACGAGCGGUUCCACGAUCUGCUGCGGCGAGCGCAGUGGUACGGAGGGGCAGCCGGCGCUAUGCCGCUCUCGUUGAAGGACAUUCGGUUUCGAGCCAAGCUCAUAAACGAAGAGUUCAAUAGCAUGGUCGUGAGCAUGGAGAAUGAGAUCCACGAGGCCGAGAAUACGAACGAGGGAGGCGAUGUAUCUGAACAGUCGUAG
Messenger RNA from Mytilinidion resinicola, 1224 nucleotides. RefSeq lists its product as uncharacterized. Lineage: Eukaryota; Fungi; Ascomycota; Dothideomycetes; Mytilinidiales; Mytilinidiaceae. The record is from RefSeq and is a predicted model, not a curated record. The coding region runs from base 1 to 1224 and encodes 407 amino acids. The transcript has a single exon.